Molecule: messenger RNA, 5551 nt
Organism: Crotalus tigris (Tiger rattlesnake)
Lineage: Eukaryota; Metazoa; Chordata; Lepidosauria; Squamata; Viperidae
Gene: RBSN
Product: rabenosyn, RAB effector
Exons: 13
Coding region: 896-3259 (787 amino acids)
Molecular function (GO): metal ion binding
Source: RefSeq, a predicted model, not a curated record
CUGGUGGCAGAAAAUAGUGAUGAGUAACUGUGUUGGAGCGAAAUGGCCGCUGUUAAAUAAACUAUCUUGCAGUUGUUGACUGUAGACAUCUCCUGUUUUGGAGAAAAGGGAAUCGGCCCGCUUUUGCUUUUGUCUCUGAACUGGAUGCCUUGAUUCUCUGUUCAUAGAAUCAAAUUAUGGACUUGGAAGAGGCAAGAUUUGGACAGUGAAUUAGUAGAAAACCUCUUCCUGGCCUGGAUAUAAGAUACCGACAUAGAAGCCUAGAAUUAGGUUGCUUUAAUGUCUUUAGCUGUAUUUCUUUUGUAAUUUUUUUGUAUUCUAUUUUAGAUUAUUACCAAUUUUUCUUAAAACAAUUUUUUUUAAGAAUGCUAAUUUUGUUUUAGUCUACAGUUUUUAUUUUUUUCCCCAUCAUCUGCUAGUGGUCUGCGCUAUACUGUUGGAAUUCAAAGCACAUUUGGAGGGAAAUCUGGAUACCUCACAGAAGGACAUCUGGAUCCAAAAGCUGCUCACACUUUGUGGCGAUUUUUUAAAAAAGAGACUUGGAAUUAUGAGUUUAUAUGAUUGGUGAUUUGGUCUGGAAAAUUUUCCGAAUGUCAUCGUUAUUUACUUCAGGCAAGUUGGACACUGAUAGUCCUUGAGUUACAACAGGGCUAGAAUUUCCCUCACUAACUUUGUUAACCAAAUUGUAAGCCAAGGACCCACCCUGAUCCAAGCCCUUCCUGUUUGGACUCUUCCAGUCCCGAGUCUCUGUUAUUUCAAGGGGAAUGCUUUGCAGAAAAAAUAAGAAUAAUAACGAUUUCCUCACCGUAUGUCCACUUCUUCACUCGUGGCAUACAGUGUUCCGUAGCCCCUGAGAUUUGGAGAGAAGCAAUAACCUCAGGGAUCUUGGACCAGUAUGGCAACAAGCUACACACCUCCCUUUGAUGAUCCUGGAGAGGUGAGAGAGGGCUUUCUAUGCCCGCUGUGUCUGAAGGAUCUGCAGUCAUUUCAACAGCUCCAAUCUCACUAUGAAGAACAUUCAAGUGAAGACAGAGAUGUUAAAGGACAACUAAAGAAUCUUGUUCAAAAAGCAAAAAAAGCAAAAAAUAAACUGUUGAGACGAGAUGAUGAACGAAGUGAUGGUGGGUCUCAGGAACGAUAUGAAGGCUACAGUUAUGUUGGAAUGGAUCCAUAUAUGUGGGAACUGGAAGAAUUAGGUGCUAUAAGGAGUCAUCUUUCUGAUUUUAAGAAACACAGAGCAGCCAGAAUUGAUCACUAUGUUGUGGAAGUCAAUAAAUUAAUAAUCAGGUUAGAAAAGCUUACUUCCUUUGACAGAACAGUUACAGAUUCUGCAAAGAUAAGAGCAAUAGAGAAAUCUGUUGUGCCUUGGGUUAGUGAUCAAGAUGUACCAUUUUGUCCAGACUGUGGUAACAAAUUCAGCAUACGGAACAGGCGCCAUCACUGCCGCCUCUGUGGGUCUAUCAUGUGCAAGAAAUGCAUGGAACUGGUCAGUCUCCCCUUUGCAAGCAAACUUACUACUGCUAGCAAGGAAGUCUUGGCCUCUCAUACUAGCCCCAGCUGCUCACCCAAUAGCAUCCAGGGCUCUCGACGAGGUAGCAUCAGUAGUAUAAGCAGUGUCAGUUCUGUUUUGGAUGAAAAGGAUGACGAUCGAAUCCGUUGCUGUAGACACUGUAAAGAUACGCUGCUCAAAAGGGAACAACAGAUUGAUGAAAGAGAAUAUAUACCAGAUAUCGUGAAACUGUAUGAGAAACUCCGAUUUUACAUGGAAAAAGCUGACCAGAAGGCCCCAGAAUACAUAAAGAUGGCAGAAUCAUUAAAUGCUGGAGAGACAACAUACAGUCUUGAACGUGCUAGCAAUCUUAGAAUAGAAGUACAGAGAAUGUAUGAAUUAAUAGAUGCUUUAAGCAAGAAGAUUCUGACUUUAGGGCUGAAUGAAGAUCCACAACCUCAUCCAAGAACUUUACAGCUACAGAGGAUGAUUAGAUAUUCAGCUACACUUUUUGUUCAGGAAAAAUUGCUUGGCCUAAUGUCUUUACCGACCAAAGACCAGUAUGAAGAACUGAAAGAGAAAAAGAAACAAGACUUAGAGAGAAAACUGCAAAUGGAGAGACUGGUGAAAUAUGAACCCCAGAGACGACAAGAAGAGAAGCCAGCAAACUACGCUUCCAGAUCUUUAGCAGUGUCCAAUGGUGAGGUCCAUCGAACAAAAAGGGUCGCAGUGAAGAAAGCUGAAGGAUGGCUACCUACUGCUAGCAUAUCUCGGAACCAGGAACUCACAGACCCACUUCUUCAACAGAUAGAUAAUAUCACGUCCUUUAUUAAGCAGGCAAAGGAAGCCAAUCGUCUGGACGAAGUCCAAAUGCUGCAGGAGAACCUGCGACAGCUUCAAGACGAGUACGACCAACAGCAAACAGUCAAAGCCAUCGAACUUUCCAAAAAGCAAGCAGAGAUGGAGGAAAUGCAGAGAGAACAAUUGCAGAUCCUUUGUGAAAAAGAAUGGAAAAGAGAUCAUAAAAAAAAGAUGUCUCAACAUUCACGGACCCGUUCUCUGGAUUUCAGAGAAGUGAAGCAUGAUAAACUUGAGAUUGAGAGGGGAAGUAUAAACCAAAUAGCACAGGCCUUGGAUCUAGAUAAGCUUCAGGACAAAGAUUACGCUGGUUCUAAGGCUGCUUUCCCAAGUGAUGGUAUUGGAUUGCCAGAUAGCAAGAAUCUGGUUUUGGUUUGCCAACCUGUAAAAGCCUCAGAGUGUGAAAAAUCCUCCAUAAAUCCAUUUGAAGAUCCUUUACUAAUUAGCCCUCCAAAGAGUGACCCUGAAAGUCCUGUUGCUGAAAAGUCUGCAGUAGUUCCCUUGCCUAUCAAUACUCUGCAGAGUUAUAAAAGAGAGUAUAAUCCAUUUGAGGAGGAGGAGGAGGAGCAGGAUUGUCAACAGGCAAACGGCGUAGAGCUCAGUGCUCCAAAUCCAUUUGAAGAUUCUGUUGGAAAUCCAUUUUAUACACCUGUAAGUAACCAGGAAUCUGGGAAUCCAUUUGAAGAAUCAUUGUCUUCCUCUUUGAAUCCUUUUGAAGUUGAAAGUGGUCAUGAAGUUUCAAGAGAAGAUGUCAUAGAAGAGGAAUUACUUCUCCAACAGAUUGAUAAUAUCAAAGCAUAUAUUUUUGAUGCCAAACAAAGUGGACGAAUGGAUGAGAUAGAAGUAUUGACUGAGAAUUUGAAAGAACUUAAGAGCACACUUGCAAAACAGAAGAAGAAAUUGAGCUGCUGAAGUAUAUCCGCAUAUUUUUGCAACUCCCAAAGGGAGGGAAGUCCAUCAAGGUAAAAUGAGAAAUACAUUGCAAAAGGCACUUGGGUGCUGAAUCAGACUUAGGCACUUUGGUAUAGGAAUUUCCACUAUUCAAAUGUGUAAAAGUCAACACUAUUUAAAAUGUUGUAAUUACCCAAAACUGUUUUUCAAAUACUGAAAGUCUGUAUUUGUAUCCCAACCCAAAUUUAGGAGCACAAUUGUAUUUCUCAGCACCUGCUUUAUUUCUGAUGUAAAAUUCAAAGGGGGAAAUUGGGCAUUUUAAAAUGCAGGAAAUUAUUUGCAGUCCGUAUGACUUCUGAAUUUAUUUUCUGUCACCAGGUAGGGUUGUAUUUGCUUAAAAAAAAAGUGCUUCAAACCACCUUUUUGCUUCCUAAGGCAGAAGCAACUUGUGUAGCAACCUGGAAAACCUUUUGCUGCUUCAGAGAAACAUGGUGCUCACAUGAGUCCAUUUCUUCAGAAUUGUGUUUGAUUCUUGCACAGCCCAGCUAAUAAGGAAUUAAUAUUGUGUUAGAAAUUCUCAGUUUUCCUACCAACUUUAUAUUGGGGAAGCAGAAGAGAGAAAAUAACUUACUGUUCAAUAGAAUAAAGUCAUUCAUUGGUAAAGCAACAUAUAUAUUUCUAAAAACAUAUGUACAUAUGUUUUAGAAAACAAAUGCAUAAAUCCUAAUUAGACAUCAUGUAUUUUUUCCUUUACCUGCUCUUCAGCUGAUUAAACUAUUUUAAUAGCUUUUUCUAGCCUAUUCUAGACUACCUUUUGUAAGAAUGUUGAAACUUUUGUCAGUCUCCCAAAACUACGUAAUUUCCAGGCUUGUAGAAAUGUCAUAAUAGGGAAACUGUUUUCUGCUUACAAAAAUUAGAAGAUUUGCAUCCAGAACUGUGCUUUGAGGGGAACUAUCCUAGGUGUCCACUUAAAAGUAUAAAUGAAAAACUAGAAACCCAUUUUUCUUUCUGAUUUGAUUUCUGUCUAGGAUUUAAGAAAAUGUUCAGUGUAGAAUUAAAGGAAAAAAGCGCUUUUAAUAAACCCAGAGACCAAGAUGAACACAUUUCAGAAAAAGGAGUGUUGACACACCACCUCAAUUUGUUGUUUGGAGGAUAACAGAAUAACCCCGUUAUAUGGAGGCUAUGAAAUUCUUAAGGUUGAGCUAUUCAUUUGUAAAUGUAAAGAUUUUUUUUCCUUUUAUUGAUCUGCCAGUUAUGACGAGAAAUGUUUAGGGAGUGUUAAAUAAUGUCUGGUUUCAGUUGUACGGAAUGAAUUUUAUUUGGUUGCGUUUUACUAUUUUGGGACUUAAAUCAAUUUUAAUUAUUUACACUGGAAGAACUUACUUGGAGAGUAUUAUGUACUUAGGGGAAUGGGAAGAAGGCCCAAGCAUUAAUCAUUAAUCUGAUUUUGACAAAUGUUUCCCAUUUAGAAAUGCUGGUAGAGAUGAUAUUGUACACAAUAUAUGAGGACACUAAAUGUUACAUUCCUCAAAUAUUAGAAGUAGUAUGGUCAAGAACUAAGGCAGCACUUUAUACUUUCAGCAUUAAGUAUUACAUGUUAUUCAUUUGUUAAUUCAUGAUAUUCAUAUUUUUUUAGCUUUGAUGUCAUGCAUCAUAACUCAGCUAAACUCAGUGACAGCCUGUUUUAAUGAACCUUGAGUUCCUGUAGAAACUGAGCUGAACACUGCCCAUUGGGCUAUAUAAUAGUCUAAGGAUUCUUUUCUUUUUUUAAAAUGGAAGCAUUCUGGAAAUUUACAGUGCACUAAACAGGACAGAGUUGGAACAUAAAAAUAAGUGAUAAAAUAUUUUUAAAAACGGAUACCUACAAACUGAGCAAGAGCAAAAGUGUGGUGAUUAAGGUAAAACUAUAUUUAUUAAAGACAAGGCCACAAACUUGAUCUGUCACUCUUUUAUGUAGUCCAACCAACAUGAAUGUUUCAGUGGCUUUUUUUUUAAACCCUAUUUCCUUGUAUUAAGCAUUCUGCCUUGUUUCUAUGUACGCCAUAGUUUAUGACAUAGUAUUGAUGUAUUUUAUUAAUAAAUACAUUGGUUGUAGCACUAAUAACUGCAAGUCAAUGUGGAAUUAUCCUUCUUGAUAACCUAAUGGUUGUCCCACAUUUUGUCAGCUUUGUUUGUACUACUGAAUUGACACAAAGAAAAUGAACAAGACCAUGCCAUUAUGAGAUUUAACACUAAUGCCAUUUGUUUGUACAUUUGCAUGCACUAGUUUGUAAAGUUUCUCAUGAAAUAAAGUAAGAUUUUUGUUUCUGUGAA